UUGAUAUUUCAUUGCUAGGCAACAGUUUACAUCUCGAUUGUUUUUGUAUAAGAAGUGUGUAGAGAUUAUCGAAAUUGUGAUCAUGUCGGAAAGAACUGAGGAACCCGUCGAAAUAAAACCCUCUUCUGUCAUGGGAUUCAAUGGCCACAGCCAUGGUGGAAUGAUUGUACAUCCAGAUUGUCAGCAUAUCAUCUACCACCUAGGUUACAUUGUUGUUGUUGAAAACAUUAGUACAAAGAAACAAACAUUAUUGUUUGGCCACCAUAAUGAUGUUAGUUGCUUGACUGUUUCCAGGAGUGGCCAAUUUCUAGCUUCCGGUCAGGUCAUAUAUAUGGGAUUCAAAGCGGAUAUUAUUGUUUGGGAUUAUGAGAAGAAAGACAUUUACUGUCGUUUCACACUACAUAAAGUAAAGGUGCAAGCCCUUGACAUCUCUCCAAAUGACCUAUUUCUGUUGUCUUUGGGAGGACAAGAUGACGGCAAGUAAACAGUAUUUCUUAUC
Octopus bimaculoides (California two-spot octopus) is the source of this 499-nucleotide messenger RNA. RefSeq names its product cilia- and flagella-associated protein 52. Gene Ontology annotation, molecular function: protein binding. The record is from RefSeq and is a predicted model, not a curated record. NCBI's taxonomy places the organism in Eukaryota, Metazoa, Mollusca, Cephalopoda, Octopoda, Octopodidae.